ACCAUUUUCACCGAAAUGGACAUCCUUCAGCACGAGGGUGACGAGCUGGAGUGGAAGGAGUCAGCCAGGUGGGUGAAGUUCGAGGAGAAGGUGGAGGAGGGCGGAGAGAGGUGGAGCAAGCCACACGUCUCCACCCUGUCCCUGCACAGCCUGUUUGAGCUGCGCACCUGCCUGCAGACCGGGACCAUCCUGCUGGACCUGGAGGGAUACUCCCUGCCUCAGAUCGUGGAGGAGGUUGUGGAGAGGCAGGUGGAGGACGGGCUCAUUGCUCCCGACCUGAGGGACAAGAUCGUCUACGUCCUCCUGAGGAAGCACCGACACCAGACCAAGAAACCUAUCCACCGCUCUCUGGCUGACAUUGGGAAGACCUCCUCAUCCUCCAGCCGAAGCCCAGCCCGUAGCCCUACCUCAGGGGGGGGGCUCCACCGCUCCACAGAGGACCUGCGCAGCAAGCAGGCGGGCAGCUAUGGCCGUCUGCAUCAUGCCCAGAGUCGGAGUAUGAAUGAUAUUUCAGACACACCCAGCACAGACCAGCUGAAGAAUAAGUUCAUGAAGAAGAUUCCCCGCGAUGCGGAAGCCUCCAAUGUGCUGGUGGGGGAGGUGGACUUCCUGGAAAAGCCAUUUGUGGCAUUCAUCCGCUUAGCACAGGCCACCACCCUGGGGGGGCUGACCGAGGUUCCCGUGCCAACCAGGUUCCUGUUUAUGUUACUGGGGCCUCAGGGCAAAGGGAAGUCCUACAAUGAGAUUGGCCGAGCCAUUGCCACUCUGAUGGUGGAUGACCUCUUCAGUGAUGUGGCCUAUAAGGCUCGUGACCGUGAUGACCUCAUUGCUGGCAUUGACGAGUUCCUGGAUGAGGUGAUUGUGCUGCCACCAGGAGAGUGGGACCCCAAAAUCCGUAUCGAGCCCCCCAAGAAACUGCCCUCCGCAGACAUGAGGAAGUCAGUCUUCUCCCUAAACGAGUUGGGCCAGAUGAACGGGGCAGCAGGAGGGGGAGGGGGUGCUGCGGAGGAUGAGGAAAUGCCAGCACCCCACGAACUGGGAGAGGAGCUGGCGUUCACUGGGAGGUUCUGUGGCGGCCUGAUACUGGACAUUAAGCGGAAACUGCCCUGGUUCGCCAGCGACUUCUACGACGGCUUCCACAUCCAGUCCAUCUCGGCCGUGCUCUUCAUCUACCUGGGCUGCAUCACCAACGCCAUCACCUUCGGAGGACUGCUGGGAGACGCCACUGACAACUACCAGGGUGUGAUGGAGAGCUUCCUGGGCACGGCCCUGGCGGGGACGGUCUUCUGCGUGUUCGGCGGCCAGCCCCUCAUCAUCCUCAGCUCCACCGGGCCCAUCCUCAUCUUCGAGAAGCUGCUCUUUGAAUUCAGCAAGAGCAACAAAAUUGACUACAUGGAGCUACGACUGUGGAUCGGCCUCCACUCCUGCCUACAGUGCUUUAUCCUGGUCGCCACGGAUGCCAGCUACAUCAUCAAGUACAUGACACGCUUCACGGAGGAGGGCUUCUCCAGCCUCAUCUCCUUCAUCUUCAUCUCCGACGCCAUCAAGAAGAUGGUGGGCUCCUUCAAGUACUACCCCAUCAACAGGGACUUCAAGCCAGACUACAUCACUACGUACAAGUGCGAGUGCCUGGCCCCCAACCCAGUGGCUUCAAUUAUUGCCAAUAUCUCAACUUCAGUGGCAGUGGACAACAGCACUAACCUCUCUGUGGUGAGUGUUUACAAUGUGACAGCCCUGGACUGGAGUCAGCUCAGCAAGAAGGAGUGCCUGAAGUACGGGGGCACCCUGAUGGGGAAGUCCUGCAAGUACGUGCCCGACUUGGCCCUCAUGUCCUUCAUCCUCUUCUUCGGCACCUACUCCAUGACCGUCACGCUCAAGAAGUUCAAGUUCAGCCGAUACUUCCCCACCAAGUGCCGUACCCUGAUCAGUGACUUUUCCAUCAUUAUUUCCAUCCUGGUCUUCUGUGUGCUGGACUUCCUCCUGUCCCUGGACACCCCCAAACUGCAUGUUCCCACUGAGAUAAAGCCCACACGCCCUGACCGUGGCUGGGUGGUGCAGCCAUUUGGCAAGAACCCCUGGUGGAUAUACUUGGCCAGCUUCGUCCCGGCCCUCCUCGUCACCAUCCUCAUCUUCAUGGACCAGCAGAUCAGCGCCGUCAUUGUCAACCGCAAGGAGAACAAACUGAAGAAAGGGUGCGGCUACCACCUGGACCUGCUCUGGGUGGGCAUCCUGAUGGUGACCUGCUCCUUCAUGGGCUUGCCGUGGUACGUGGCGGCGACCGUCAUCUCCAUCGCCCACAUCGACUCCCUCAAGAUGGAGAGCGAGUCCAGUGCCCCGGGGGAGCAGCCGCAGUUCCUGGGAGUGAGGGAGCAGAGGCUGACAGGAACCCUGGUGUUUGUAUUGACCGGAGUUUCCAUCUUCCUUGCUCCCAUCCUCCAGUACAUCCCCAUGCCAGUGCUCUACGGUGUCUUCCUGUACAUGGGAGUGGCCUCUCUCAGUGGUAUCCAGUUCUGGGACCGGAUUAAGCUGUACCUGAUGCCAGCGAAGCACCAGCCGGAUUUCACCUACCUGCGGCACGUGCCCCUGCGUCGGGUCCACCUCUUCACCCUGGUGCAGAUCACCUGCCUGGCUGUGCUCUGGAUCCUCAAGUCCACUGUGGCAGCCAUCAUCUUCCCAGUCAUGAUCCUAGGCCUGAUGGUGGUGCGGAAGUUGCUAGACCUGGUGUUCUCCCAGCACGACCUCGCCUGGCUGGACGACAUCCUCCCCGACAAGGAAAAGAAGAAGAAGGAGGACGAGAAAGAGAAAAAGACAGACAAGAAGAAAUCCAGAGGAGAGGAUGAUGUCGACAUGGAGGAGAGAUACCACCCUUACUCUAACUGCUCAGCAGAUGAGUCUGACCUGGACCGCAGCAUCACUCUGCACCUGAAGAUCUCCUGUCCUCCGUCCCCCGCCGGGCCCCUGACCCACGGAGCCGGUCCCCCGCCUCAGGUCAAGAUUGAGCUGGAGACUGACAGCGAGGACAAUGACACUUACCCCCGCCUGCGGGACGUAAGCAGCGAGACCACACUGUAGGGGGCGCUAGAGGACCGAUGGGACUAUAGGCAAGGCUAACGCAUGGAUAUACCUGGGGCCUAACUCUACACACUUAACACGCAGAGUGCUGACACACACACAACAUUUAUCCCCAUUUCUUGAGACGGCGAACAGUAAAGAGCAGGUUAGAGCGACACACGCUCAUAGACUGAGACACUGUCGAAAUAAGGACCCUGCUCGUUUUUAGCUUUCGCUUCCUUACUCCCAUGCAGCCCCAGUGCUGUCUCAAAUUCUAGUCUUAAAGCCAGUGGAAUUCUUAUUUACUAUUUUAACAGGGUAUAUACUUCUCAACACUUCGAUGCUCGCUGUAUAAAAUGAACUUGGAGUUUAUCUAUUUGUACACAAAAAUGCAUACACACACAUUUUGCACUUGAGAGCUUAUGAGUGAGAUAUGCAUUUGCAUGCGGUUGGUGGAAACACCCGUCCUCCUCACUGCCCUAUGAAGAGGACGCUCAUGCAUGUAUUCUCCAGUCCAUGUCUGUGUACUUUCCUCUGUUUGUCACUCUUUUUCCAAAGCCACCUUCAUUGCAAUCUACAGUCCACAGUGUGUAAUCACGUUUAUGUAAUCACGUUUUCCCAAAAGAAAAAAGAAACAACCAAAAAAAAAAAUAGUGUCAAACCAAUCCCUGUAACCCUAUUGUUUUUAACUAUUGUAAAAAUUAAAAAGAAUAUCUAAAAUAUCUGUAUCCUAACAGUUUUAAUUAUAUACUGUAUGUGAAAAUAAUAGUGUCUCUGCGUGUGACUGUGGGUAUGUGUGCAUGUGAAAAAUAUUGAUCUCUGUAUAUUUA
Molecule: messenger RNA, 3881 nt
Organism: Conger conger (European conger)
Lineage: Eukaryota; Metazoa; Chordata; Actinopteri; Anguilliformes; Congridae
Gene: slc4a5b
Product: solute carrier family 4 member 5b
Exons: 23
Coding region: 16-3072 (1018 amino acids)
Biological process (GO): bicarbonate transport; regulation of intracellular pH; monoatomic anion transport
Cellular component (GO): plasma membrane
Molecular function (GO): solute:inorganic anion antiporter activity; monoatomic anion transmembrane transporter activity; sodium:bicarbonate symporter activity
Source: RefSeq, a predicted model, not a curated record